This is a messenger RNA of Odobenus rosmarus divergens (Pacific walrus), 420 nucleotides long. It is a transcript of the gene RLN3, whose product is annotated as relaxin 3. Gene Ontology annotation, cellular component: extracellular region. Lineage: Eukaryota; Metazoa; Chordata; Mammalia; Carnivora; Odobenidae. The transcript is spliced from 2 exons. The coding region runs from base 1 to 420 and encodes 139 amino acids. Gene Ontology annotation, molecular function: hormone activity. The record is from RefSeq and is a predicted model, not a curated record.
AUGGCCAAGCGCCCGCUGCUGUUGCUGCUGACCAUGUGGGUGCUGGCUGGGGAGCUAUGGCUGAGGGCUGAGGCCCGGGCAUCGCCCUACGGAGUGAAGCUUUGCGGCCGGGAAUUCAUCCGGGCAGUCAUCUUCACCUGCGGGGGCUCCCGGUGGAGACGGUCGGACAUCCUGGCUCCUGAAGCUACGGGUGACCCCUUCCCAGAUGCAGACUCGGACCCAGACAGUGAGCUGGAUGAGUCAGUAGCCUCCAGCGAGUGGUUGGCCCUGACCAAGUACCCCUGGGCUUUCUAUGGGAGCCGACCCGGCUGGCAGGGGACUCCGGGGGCUCUGCGUGGUGGCCGUGAUGUCGUGGCAGGCCUCUCCAGCAACUGCUGCAAGUGGGGGUGCAGUAAGAGUGAAAUCAGCAGCCUCUGCUAG